Messenger RNA from Arachis stenosperma, 707 nucleotides. Its product is annotated as non-specific lipid transfer protein GPI-anchored 7-like. The record is from RefSeq and is a predicted model, not a curated record. Lineage: Eukaryota; Viridiplantae; Streptophyta; Magnoliopsida; Fabales; Fabaceae. The transcript has 3 exons. The coding region runs from base 10 to 468 and encodes 152 amino acids.
AGUUCAAAAAUGGAUAGCUAUAGGUUGAUGAUGAUGAUGAUGAUGGCGGUGGUGUUGAUGAUAGUAGUUACGUUUGGCGAGGCGCAGACUAAUGCAUAUCCAGCUUGUGCUACAGAGCUAGUACCAUGCGUGGAGUAUAAGAACUCCAAGAAGCCACCGAAUGCUUGCUGCAACCCUCUCAAAAACGUAUUCCAAACACAGCUUGCGUGCCUCUGCCAGAUUGUAUUAACGCCUGCAUUCCUUGAGAGUUUUGGUUCCAACACCACUCAAACUAUCCGAUUUGUCCGCUCUUGUAACCUCAAUCUUAGCGUCUCCUUGUGCCAAGACGCUCUUUCAGCUCCGCCUCCUUCAGUGUCGGUGAAGCCCAAAGCAACAGCCGGAGCAGAUGAAGGAGGUGCAGGCAGAGUCGCAUUGAGCGGGUUCUCCUUCCAACUAUUAUUUUGGUGUUAUGUGCUGUUUAUUUAUUAGGAAAAACCCUAAACCCUGUACACUGGGGUCCAAGUUUAUGCAUGCCUCAUCUGUCUCAUCAUCAUAUAUGUCAGCAUUCUGAGUUCUGUUGUGAUCAUUUUUUGUUUCCCAUUUGCAUGCUGUUUUAUUUGCUAAAGAAAAUUAGUUGUAUCUAGUUUCUAUUAUUGUUUCUUCAAUCUUCAUAGAUACAUAUAUAUAUGAUGUAGAUUGUAGAGACUUCAUGCUUUAUCAGUCUAAUA